AAUUCAAUGGCAUGAGACACGAUUUUCUGAUCUUCUUAAUUUGAGACAUUCUUUGAUCAUCUUCAAUGUCAGAGAGCUCAAAAUAGAAUCCACAUUUUGGCUUAAACUUUGCACAUUAUACAACAUUGGACUCCAAAUUUUGAACCGCUAACUGUCAGGAAAUGGCAGAAAGGAAAGCCGCUGAUGAAGGGAAAUUUCUUGUUGGAGUCGCACUAACUUGUAGUCGUAAAAGCAAGUUCAUCUUGAAAUGGGCAUUGGAUAAAUUCCUUCCAGAGGGCGAUGUCACGUUCAAGCUCAUAUACGUGUACCCGAAAAUAACAAUAGUACCUACAGCAAUGGGCACUUGGCUACCUGUAGCACAAGUACGGGAGGACGUAGUAACGGGUUAUAGGCAGGAAACCGAGUGGAAGAAACAGAGGAAGCUUCUUCCAUACCAGAAAAUACUGAGAGCACAAAAGGUUAAAGCAGACAUUAUAGUACUUGAGUCAGAUGAUGUUGCAAUGGCACUCUCAUUGUAUACUACUAGACAAGAAAUACGACAUCUUGUUAUCGGUGUUUCAACAAAUGGCAUUUUUUCACUGAAAAAUCUGUCACUGAUCAGGGGAGAUGACUUAUCACAAGUUAUCUCAGAGAAUGCUCCCACUUUUUGUUCAGUGUAUGUCAUUGGUGAUGGAAAGCUUCAGCAACUACGUCCUGCAGAUUCAGAACAGAAUGUAAUAACCGUAGAUGAGACAAGUAAUCUGUCAACCACAUCGACUGACAGUUCUUCUAGCUCUUCUUCUCUUACUAUAGGCCGUCUAUUGAAAAGCAAACCUUCAUCGCCACAAUACGGAGGCUUGGCUACUCCUUCAGAACCCUCCCCCUCUACUUCCCAACCUAAACAACACGAACCCCUCCCAAGAACUGAUGUUGGGCAUAAAACAUUAGCAAGGGAAACAACAGAACUCAGGCAUUAUGCCUUCAAGGAUACAAACAUGAAUUUUGCCAGUAUUCGGAGUCACAGUUCUAGCAGUGGAGACUCUGGAUCAUGGAUCUCUGAUCGAACAUCUCCUGGAGGUUCAUUUGCCGGGACCCAAUCUGAUGCCUUAUCGCCUAUGGGGACCCCACCCCCGAGAUCUUAUCUACAAACCCCACCACCUUCAGGUGCUUUUGUUGGGACUUCUCAUGCAGUCUCUUAUGCAGAAACACCCCCAACAAGUUAUUAUAGGGGCACUCCUACUUCGGUCUCUCCUAUAGGAACUCCACCCACACGUUCUUAUGCAGGCACUCCUCUUGCAAUGUCUCGCCCAGGAACUCCACCAGGAGGUUCUUAUGUGGGCAGCAUUCCUGCUGUCCCUUAUGUUGGGACUCCACCACCUUCAGUUUCUUUUCUAGGCCCGUCCGGCUCUGAACUAAGUGCUUCUCCAAAUCAGAUGUCUGAACUUGAAAAGCUAAGGAUUGAACUAAGGCAUAUAGAAAAAAUGUAUGAACUGACUCAGAAUAGUUCUAUUGAUGAAAGGUUCCACUUUCCACUUGAUCAGCUCCAAGAAAUAAGCAAGGAACGACUGGAGGAAGCACUAAAACUAAAGGCGGAACAGUGUAACGAGUUCGAGAAGAACAAACACAAAACAGCACAAUUUGAAGCUGUAGAUAACAGGGGAAGAGCUGCAAGAAACAGAUCCUAUGAUAAAGCAGAAGCUAAGGCUGCCAAAGAGGAGGAAGAGAGUAAAAACAAGCUGAAAGAGCUGUUUUUAAGCCCAGCUGUUCAGUACCAGAAAUUUACCUGGGACGAGAUCGUAGAAGCCACUUCGUCCUUGUCAGAGGAGUAUAAGAUAGGGGCGGGUGCGUUCGGGACUGUCUACAAGUGCAAGUUGCACCACACCACUGUGGCGGUUAAGGUUCUGCAUUGCAAAAAUAGCGUCACAAACAAGCAGUUCGUUCAGGAGCUAGAAAUCUUGAGCAACAUUCGUCACCCUCACUUGCUGCUGUUGCUUGGUGCCGUUCCAGAAGAAAGUUCCCUCAUAUAUGAGUACAUGGACCAUGGCAGCCUUGAUGAUAGGUUGUUCCAGAAAGACGGCAGACCUCCUCUACCAUGGUAUGAAAGAUUCAGAAUCUGCUUUGAGGUGGCAGGCGCUCUUGCCUUCCUUCACAGCACGAAACCAAGACCUAUUAUUCACAGGGACCUGAAACCAGCAAACAUCUUGCUUGACCACAACUUAGUUAGCAAGAUUGGUGACGCUGGUCUCGGUACAAUGAUCAAUGUAGAGCCCACCAAUGUGUCCCUAAAAACCAUGUACAAGGAAACCAGCCCAGUUGGUACACUCUGCUACAUUGAUCCCGAGUAUCAGAGGACUGGAAGAGUUUCAACUAAGUCGGAUAUUUAUGCCUUAGGAGUGGUGAUCUUACAGUUGUUGACAGCAAAACCUGCAGUUGGGAUUUCCUAUUUGGUCGAGGAUGCAAUUGAUGAAGGCACUUUGACAGAAUUCUUGGAUCCCGAAGCUGGGGAAUGGCCAGAGAAGGAAUCGCUAGAGUUGGCAUUAUUAGGGUUGCAAUGUUCUGAGCUUAGGGGUAGAGAUAGGCCUGAUCUAAGAGAGAAGGUUCUUCCUGCCCUAGAGAGAAUGAAAGAAGUGGCUGACAUUGCCCGGGAAUCGGCUUCAUAUGCCCAAACAGCAACACCAGCACACUAUAUCUGCCCCAUUCUCAAGGAGCUAAUGGAGGACCCAUAUGUGGCAGCCGAUGGAUACACAUACGACCGGGGGGCGAUAGAGCAAUGGCUGACAGAAAACGACACAUCGCCUACAACAAACCAACAACUUCCUCACAAGUUUAUAAUGCCAAACACCGCCCUGCUUGAGGCCAUUACACAAUGGAAAUCUAAAAAACGGACAAAAUAAUUGAUGUACUUUGCUGCAUUGGCAUCUCUAGACCACUACGGCUUGGCUUUGUUUUGUGGAAGAGGGUGUGUGUAUACAUGGAACUUAAGCAACUACUACUGUACUUUGUCCUAAGCUUUAACAGGAUCUAGAACGGGAAAGAUUGAUUAAUUCUUGUGUUACACUUAUAUUUUGGCUAAUGUAAUUGGACAUGAUAAUAUGUCCAUUAAUGAGAAUAUAAAUCAACUUACCCCAUCUUUGGAUAUGCAUGAUAACAUUUACUCUGUAUAUUUAAACGAAUAGAAUUACGGGGUUUUUCCCUUGACAUGUCUUC
This is a messenger RNA of Spinacia oleracea (spinach), 3186 nucleotides long. RefSeq names its product U-box domain-containing protein 35. Lineage: Eukaryota; Viridiplantae; Streptophyta; Magnoliopsida; Caryophyllales; Amaranthaceae. Gene Ontology annotation, biological process: protein ubiquitination; protein phosphorylation. Gene Ontology annotation, molecular function: protein kinase activity; ATP binding; ubiquitin-protein transferase activity. The transcript is spliced from 11 exons. The record is from RefSeq and is a predicted model, not a curated record. The coding region runs from base 162 to 2873 and encodes 903 amino acids.